AUGCCAAUUGGACUACCCACUGUCAAUUGGGACUCAGCCAGGAUCAAUCGCGAGAUCAUGGUGAUUGUGUUUCGCGAAAUCCUUGGUUACAAUGCGGAAAUCACCCGGACCAUUUCCGGCUCCGACAAGGCCUUCCUGGCAGUCGCCGGCUGCCAAGACAUAGAUGCAUCCACAAUGGAGGACAGAAAAUGUAGUCUUCCCGGCGUCCCCUUCGAGGAUCACAUCACGAUGGAGGUCUGGGGUGCCACUGCUGAUGGCACAGUAACUGCGGUCACCAGCUGUUGCCCAGCAAUCGCUCCGAAGCAGGCAGGAGUCUUGUCGUAUCGUGGCAUCGAAAACGAGUUCGUCUUCCCGCACUCCUACAGUCCAGCUAUGGAGAAUUCCCUGUCCCUGACUUAUUACAAGACCUGGAAUGCUAGCUGGCUGGCCGAUCCCUCCCCGUAUUUCAGCCCGCUCUCAGCUUUCGAUGAUUCAGAAAUUCUGAACUGCGACAGCAACUCUGCUCUGGCUUCGCAAGACUUGAUCGACGAUUUCGUCAUGGCAACGGGCUGGCAGAGCGCGAUCGUUGACAGCAAGUUUGGGUGCUACAACAACAAGUGGGUGCUUGGACCUGGCUGCCGAGUGGCAGGCUUCAACCCUGAUCACUGCGCCCCAUACUUGAGUGCCUAUGGUUGGCAGUUCGGCUCAACCAUUCAGAAGAUCUUCGCGUUCAACACGGCAAUUGCAUACGGUGAAGCAUCAAGCUGGACCAACUACGUCAACCUGCCACGCAACUAUCGCGUGACCUCCUAUUGGUGGUCUCCGGCACAAGAGUUUGCCGACAUCGGCCCUUCAGUGAUUACCUGGAGUCCUAGCAAUAAGGCGGCUUGGGACAGCGGUAUCCGGACGGGGCAGAACCCGGGUUCCCAGAUCAAGACGUUUGUUUCCAGUCAAAUUGCCGAGCGCUACGACAGCGUUUUCAAGACCGCGAGCAACUUCGACUUGAUUCUGGCAGAUGUGGAGUUCGUCAUGGCAAACCUCAAGUCGAAGCUCGAGAACGGUGUUGCGGAGCCUUACAUCGACACCGCUUGCGAAUGGAUCCAGGCGAACGUGGAUAAGGUGCAGAGCUGGAUCCCAUCCCCUGUCGAGUGCUCGCCCGGUACAGGGGUUCGAACUGCAGACGGUGGCUUUGACCCAUCUUCUUUGGAGGAUGCAGCCUAUUGCGAGUGGUGCCCGCCAGGCCGUUUCUCGGACGCUGUGCGAUUGGGUUCGGUGCAGACCUUCAAGUGCGAGAGUUGUCCGGCGGGGCAGAAGAUGGCCGUGGGGGGCUCGACAGCAUGCGAAACCUGCGGGGUUGGAAGCUUCAGCAGCAGCCCUGGACAGACGGAUUGCAAGCUGUGUCCGAUUGGGACUUACAUGGGCCAACGGGGCGCCUCGCAAUGCGACCGGUGCCCGUCCCCCAUGGUCACCGUGCAGGAAGGCAGUUUGGCCGAGACUGAAUGCCUUUGCCCAGAAAAUUACGUGCGUCCCUGCCAACUUCGAAGUGCCCCAAAUGGCAUGCGUGCCGGGUGUACUUGUGAUCCUUCCGUGUACCAUCCGCCCACCAAUGCCUUCUGCAUCCCGUGCCCGUCUCCAGACUUCUUGCAGUGCGGGAUGGGCACAGACGAAGUCGAUUUGCCUUGCUCCAGCGCUAUGGAGAAUGUGUCCCUGAACUACCCGCGACCAAAACCAGGGUACUACACCUCUUUCGAGAGGCCGCUGCAAGUCUACAAAUGCAAGGACAACAUCAUUUGUCCUGGCAACGCAGUGGGGCUUUGCGCAGCCAACGCGCAUGGUCUUGCUUGCGGUCUUUGCGAGGAAGGCUACUACAGGAGUGUGGACGGCUACUGUGUCGAAUGCGGUGGUGUCUUCAAGAUGCCGUUCGUCCCAGUUGCUUCAAUGAUCCUCGUGCCUAUCGGUCUCAUGGUCAUGAUCAGGCUCGGCGGAAAUAACGACGUCACAAAGGGACAGCUAUCGCCAUUCAAUGAGCUUUUGGGUCUGAGCUAUGUUGGCAUCAUUUUCAUGCAGACGUUGGGAACCAAUAUCGGCAUUAUGCCGUCCGCGCCGAACAUGAUCGCGGACUCUUUCAGUUGGACCCCUGCCAUCUCGGACAUAGCGUCGCAAUUCCGAUUGUCAUGUUUCGCAUCGAUGAGCUUUGAGAUUGAGUUUACCUUGAAGCUCCUGGCGCCUAUCUACGGUGCUUUCCUGUUCUUGGGUGUGUACUUGAUCGCUGCCUGCAUUCCACGGCUCAAGUUGAACAAGGAUGUCGUCGUGGGGACGUACUUGAGUGUGUUCAACGCCUUCUUUAUUUCGGUGAUGAACCUGUCGCUGACACUCUUCCAGACAUACCGCAACCCAACUGGCGAAUGGUCAAUGAUCUCAGCGCCUUCUGUUUUGACCAGCUCGGAAGUGUGGCAGAGCCUGGUUUAUGCUACAGCGGUCGCUGUGGUGAUUUAUGGCGUCGGUGCAGCAGCAGGGAGCACCUAUGCGAUUGUUGUGGCACCCUCGAAGUUCAAGGACGUCAGCUUUCGCAUGCGAUGGAAAUGCCUGUUUCUGCAAGUGCGGCCAUCCGUCUAUUGGUGGGUCAUUGUCUCGAUCCUGAAGGGGUUGUUCUUGUCCCUCACGACCGUGAUCUUCGAUUCGCCCAUGGCGCAAACUGUCUAUCUUGGCACAGGCCUUCUUAUCUACUUUUUGGCAGUGUUCUGGUUUUUGCCUUGGCGAACUUCCACGCUGCUUUGCCUUGACGUUGCGCUCCACUAUGUUCUGGCUGUCCUUUGUCUCCUGAUGCCUUUCUUCGUGCCUGCCUCCGACACGGAAGUCCAGGAUGUGGCAGUCCUUUUCCUGGGAGUCACCGUAUUGGGGGCCUUCUUCGCGGCUGGAUGUGUCAUCGGCGUGAUGCGAACGCAGUCACCCAAUGCCCAAAGGGCUUGGAGGUUAACUUAUGAAAAAGAUGCACGGCACUUCGUUGAGAUUUUUGAGGUCAUGAGGGACGAAAAGGUCAUGAAGGAAGUGUUGGACGGGCUUGGAGAUGUUGACCUCGCCACCUCCAUCUCGGUGAUGAAACUGCUAAGUGUGGAGCUUCUUGGCAAUCGCGAGACUGGGCGACUGAUCUGGAGGCAACAUGGUCGACUCGGCUUCAACAAGAAGGAGGAACGAGGUCCGGACUUGCCCGAGAUGUACUGA
Messenger RNA from Symbiodinium sp. CCMP2456, 3201 nucleotides. Lineage: Eukaryota; Dinophyceae; Suessiales; Symbiodiniaceae. The record is from the annotation of a GenBank genome assembly.